AUGCCGGAUCCCGCCUGCUCGCCAUUCGCAUUGAGCUUGAGAAAACAAAGCUCACAAUAUCGCUGGACGAUCGGCGAAUAUCUGAAUUGGGACAUUGAAGCUUACACACUCCCUUGGAUGGCGUUUUGCGCCGGGUUGUCUAUCAACCCGCCACUUUCAAAGCACCUCCGUCACAUGGUCGGCGUGCUGUCAAUGAAACAGCUCGACAUGCUGAAAGAUUAUGCGGAGGUGUAUGACGCAUUCCUCAGUUUGCCGGUUUCGCCAUCCAGGCCAUGGACUAAGGGCCGCCGCGUCCGGGAGUAUCGCCAUGCUUGGUGGACAGACCUUGUGACCAUCAAGCUAGAUCGAAGGUUCUUGACAACCUAUCCGGACGGCCAUGAGGUGAAGGAAUGUGUCACGGCGCAUUUUGCGCAAAUGUUUGAGGGAGACGCCUUACUAGCCACCAUCCACGCUGAGGCUAGGGAAGAAGGUGAAUAUCUUUUAAAGAUGUUGGAAGACAAGGUUCUAGAGGCGAAGAUGGUGGCAGCCACUAUGCUGAGAUUGGACACGGCAUUAGGGGAUGAUGUACUGCAAGCCAUCACGGCGUCUGACAAACUAGUGAAGUAUUUGAAAAAAGAGGCGACAGAAUAA
Molecule: messenger RNA, 630 nt
Organism: Suillus plorans
Lineage: Eukaryota; Fungi; Basidiomycota; Agaricomycetes; Boletales; Suillaceae
Exons: 4
Coding region: 1-630 (209 amino acids)
Source: RefSeq, a predicted model, not a curated record